UCCUGUCGACGCCGCGUGUCGAAUCUGCCAGUGUGGUGAAAAUUGCAAUUCCAAUGGAAACAUCUGCAACAGUAGCCAGUUGAAACAGUCUACCAUUAGAAUUUCGGAUUCGCAGGGAGUAUUUCUCUCCGAUAGCACAUGGAAAAUUUACGCGACGCCACGCCACACUACUAGAUGCAUUAUGUAACGUUUUCUGACAGAAGAAUAUGCUUCCUUUAUCAUGGUGGAUAAGCUAACGAUAGCAACAAAGCUAGCUUAGUUGAGCAAGCAUUUCAACUUGACUGCUGGCAGGUUACCUUCCUGCAGAAGACUAUUCAGUAAAAUAACUAUGGCAGAAAUAUGGCGAUAAGGAUUUCCACUUUCCGGUUGCGCUAAUGACAACUCAUGGAGAAGGCAGAUUUUCAGAGGUGGCUGGAGUCCGUCUCUGCCACUUUCCUUACACUGAACGACCAGCAGCGCAACCAAUCUUUGGACCACAUCAUAUCCCUUAGUGGUGCUGCCCAGCUUCGCCAUUUGUCUAAUGGCUUGGAAGCACUGCUGAAACGUGAUUUUCUGCGACUUCUGCCUCUGGAACUGGCUUUCUAUUUGCUGCGCUGGUUAGAUCCACAGACCUUACUCACUUGCUGCCUUGUCUGCAAGCAAUGGAACAAAGUGAUAAAUUCAUGCACAGAAGUGUGGCAGAAUGUUUGUCGGGAGCUGGGGUGGAAGAUUGAUGAGUCCAUUCAGGAUGCUUCCCAUUGGAAGGGUGUCUACAUUAAGGCUAAACUGCGUAUGGUGCAGCUGAAGGAUCAGAAGGCCUUUGAGACAUCCUCACUAAUUGGUCACAGUGCUCGCGUGUAUGCUCUGUAUUAUAAGGAUGGUCUUCUCUGCACAGGAUCUGAUGAUCUCUCUGCAAAGUUAUGGGAUGUUCGUACUGGGCAGUGCAUUUAUGGAAUUCAGACACACACCUGUGCCACAGUCAAGUUUGAUGAGCAGAAGCUUGUGACCGGAUCCUUUGACAAUACUAUUGCAUGCUGGGAGUGGAGCACAGGGAACAAAAUUCAGCAGUUCCGUGGCCACACAGGAGCAGUUUUCAGUGUGGACUACAAUGAUGAGAUGGACAUGCUGGUAAGCGGCUCUGCUGACUUCACUGUGAAGGUCUGGGCUUUGGCUGCCGGCGCCUGUCUCAACACGCUGACUGGACAUACUGAAUGGGUUACCAAGGUGAUACUACAGAAAAGUGAAGUGGAGUCUGUGGUUCACAGUCCUGGUGAUUACAUCCUCCUAAGUGCUGAUAAGUAUGAAAUUAAGGUCUGGCCUUUAGGAAAAGAAAUUAACUGUAAGUGCUUAAAGACACUGUCAGUGUCAGAAAACCGCAGCAUCAGCCUUCAACCUCGUUUGCAGUUUGACGGACGCCACAUUGUUUGCAGCUCUGAUAUCGGAGUAUAUCAGUGGGACUUUGCCAGUUUUGAGAUUCUCAGGGUGAUAAAAGCGCAGGAUCCAUCCAACUUGUCCUUGUUGAGCUUUGGUGAAGUGUUUGCACUCCUUUUUGACAACCAUUUCCUCUACGUGAUGGAUCUCAGGACAGAGUCAAUUUCAGGCCGCUGGCCCUUACCACCAUACAGGAAAUCUAAACGUGGAUCCAGUUUCCUGGCUGGUGUGACAUCUUGGCUCAAUGGCUUGGAUGGGGACAACGACUCUGGACUUGUGUUCGCAACAAGCAUGCCUGACCACAGCAUUCAUUUAGUACUAUGGAAGGAAAACGGCUAAAGGGCGUGGUAUUAUUGACUUCAUGUGAAUCACCAUACACAAACAUAAUGGAGUAUGGCUUUAAUUGAGGAUUUUCUUUUCAUCACUUCCAUCCAUUCAUGCGGCCUGUCCUGUGCUGUACAUGUUACAGCAAACAAAGACAAGUUUUGUCAAAUCAGAAAAAGUGUAACCACUCCUUGAUGCCACCACAUGACUUGGCAGCAAUGCUGAAAGACUCAAAUCGAGUUUAAAAUAAAUUACCGCACACUCUAUUUUGUAUCCAAAUGUGUGUGAUAUAAUAUUGUGGAAUUUGUGUUGAAUGGAAAAAUGAAGCAAAUUCCCUAAUUUUAUCUGCAAACUAAAAAGAUGACUAUAGCGACAAUAGAUCAACAUUUUAGCUGUUAUUUACAGCCAUCUAUACGAAUCAUGUUCGCAACGUGGAUUGUACUUUUCCUUUUCACUCGCAUAUUUUUUUUAUGAGAGCAACCAGUUGAACAUGUGACAUUGUUUAGUCACUGAGGUGUGUCCUAACACAUUGUUUAUUUAAACCAAGCUAAUGCUUCAAACAGUUAUUGAUUUGCUCAUAAUCCUCAGCAUAAAAACUUAUAUGUGAAACACGGAGUGAAUGUCAUCACUUUGGCUUGAAUGGCUUCUUCUGGGACAGGCUGAUGGCAGAGAGACCUCAAAAAUCAAAAAGAAAAUUGGGCUUGGUAAUAUAAAAAAAAAAAAGAUGCACCCAAAACCGAUUGGGAGAUUCUUUUUCUUGUUGCCACAAAAUGACAAAACCACCACAAAAACACAGUAAAUUUAUUUAUUUUGGGUCUGGCCAAAUCUCCAGACUUAUACCCUAUUUAGCAUGCAUUCUAAUUAAAUACAUUUUCUUUUUUUGGGGGGGAUUCCUUUGUCAAAGUCUCUUCACAUUACAUUGUUGCCAGCCACAAUUUCAGACUUCAAAGGUGCCAUCACAGUGAAGAGAAAUUUUCACAAAAUGCCAACAUAUGAAAUAUUGAACAGAAACUGUAUUUUUGCUAACAUGCUAAUCGCUAAACAUACCUGCUUUUUUUUUUUUAGGUACUAAAGUAACCCAAGAAAUAUGCAAGCAAUAGU
Messenger RNA from Corythoichthys intestinalis (scribbled pipefish), 2835 nucleotides. It is a transcript of the gene fbxw2, whose product is annotated as F-box and WD repeat domain containing 2. The coding region runs from base 385 to 1749 and encodes 454 amino acids. The record is from RefSeq and is a predicted model, not a curated record. Lineage: Eukaryota; Metazoa; Chordata; Actinopteri; Syngnathiformes; Syngnathidae. Gene Ontology annotation, molecular function: protein binding. The transcript has 8 exons.